GUUAACAAAACAUGGCGGAGUUUCACGAGUGUCAUGGAACUUUGGUAUUUUUAAGCAAUGGUAACCGCAGUGCUCGAAGACGAAGCUCCGCCGCAGAAUUUAAUAAUGGUCUGAUAUUUAGUAAGAGCCCAAUGAAGGACAAUGAACGAUUUGAGGUACGACUGGACCGUAAAAUUGGAAACUGGUCAGGAUCCUGGGCGAUCGGCGUGACAGCCGGCGAUCCCAGCGUUAUGGAAAUUCCAUCGAGUUCAACGGGCCUAAAAAAUGGCUCUUGGGUCAUGUCUGGAAUGUCUAUUCUAAAGGACGGUUCUUCUUUUGUGGAAGAAUAUGGUCAAGACCUCGACGAGCUCAAAGAGGGAGACAGGAUAGGUGUUGAAAGGACAGCCCAUGGAAGUUUACAUUUCUUUGUCAAUGGAGUUGAUUUGGGAGUUGCGGCUACAGAUAUUCCUCAAAAUGUUUUUGCUGUUGUAGACUUGUACGGAAGAUGUGUUGAGAUAUCAAUUUACAAACCUUUCAAUCGUGUAUCUGGUCCUUCAACAGCAUCAGUUUGCUUUCACCCUCAUUGUGGAUCACUAAUAAAACUCUCUAAUAGUAACAGAACUGCAGAACGACAACGACCGACAGAAGAGUUUAAGAAUGCUGUAACUCUGACGAACAUACCACUACGAAAUGAUGAAGCAUUUGAAGUUCGGUUAGAGUGUGUCACUGAUUUAUGGGCAGGCUCAAUAGAAGUUGGUGUCACAAGUCACAAUCCAGAUGAUAUUGUUUUGUUACCGACCAUGACCAGCAUGCCAACGGGGACUUGGAUGCUGAGUGGAGCAUCAAUUAUUGUUGAUGGCAAGGAAGUGAAAAGAGACUACUCAAGUAUCAAUUUAGAAACACUACAGGCAGGAGACACAAUUGGAAUUUUGAAAAAGAGUACAGGCUCUCUUCACUUCUUGAUCAAUGGGCAAGACCAGGGUGAAGCAGCCAGCAAUCUGCCUAGUAAUGUUUAUGGGGCUGUAGAUAUUUAUGGAGCUGCAGUCAAAGUGUCUAUUAUAUCAGCUCCUCAUAUAGAACAAGAGCAAGACUCUGGUCAGUUAAUAAAUGAAAGUGUAAUCAAUGCAAGUGGCAAUGCACUUGUGUUUCAUCCUCGCUGUGGCUCCUCUGUCUCAUUGUUUAAUGGCUUUCUUAGUGCUCACAGACCAAGAGCCAGCGAAGAAUUCAAUAAUGCUGUUGUUUUAACAAGUCGGUACUUGAAACCCAAUGAACUCCUCGAGGUGCGAGUCGAUAUACAAAUGACAAAGUGGGCAGGGUCUCUUGAGAUUGGAGUCACCACCCAUGAUCCUGAAAAAUUAGAUUUUCCUACAACAAUGACUAAUGUACAGCCACCUGGUACCUGGAUGAUGUCAGGGGGGAGCAUUGUGUGCGAUGGUGUUACUGUCAUUGAAAACUAUGGUCCAACACUGGAUGAAAUCAAGGUUGGUGAUACAGUUGGAGUGAUACGCAAAGAAGAUGGCUCAUUACACUUCUUUGUAAAUAGCACUGAUCUUGGUUGCGCAGCACAUGGUGUGCCAGCUGAUGUUUAUGGAGUAGUUGACUUGUUUGGUCAAUGUGCUCAAGUGACUAUUGUCUCUGGGACUCAGGAAAAUGGAGAGGUUGAUUUAACAAACUCACUGAAUGACGUUUCGGAAAUAACUAUUAUUGCACCAGAACCACAACAACCUGUAGAGUCACCUCCAUCGCAGGAAAUCAUGGCAGAAUCGAAUGAGGGUUUUUUUAAAUUCAGUUCUUUUCAUGGCGGACAAGUAGCUGUCAGUCACAACUGUCGUAGUGCAGUUCGCAUUAAUCCGCUGUGUGAAUUUAACAAUGCUAUUGUGAUGAGCCACAGGCCUUUAAGAGACAACGAGCUGUUUGAAGUUAUUGUGGAAAAGCUUGUGAGUCGAUGGUCUGGCUCGAUGGAAGCAGGAGUAACUACAGUCUCUCCUGAUCAGCUCAAGUUCCCUCAUACCAUGACUGACCUUGUUAGUGGGGCAUGGAUGGUGUCUGGAUCGUCUGUGCUACAGAAUGGUAGCACAUCCAUGAAUGGGUAUGCCUGUGACUUGGACAAAUUAGAGGAAGGGUCCCGUCUUGGAAUAAUGCGUAAAUCGAGUGGAUCACUACAUUUCUUUGUCAAUGGGCAAGACUGUGGAGUUGCUGCUUCUAGUGUUCCAUCAGGAAUCUAUGCUAUGAUUGACCUGUAUGGCCAGUGCGUCCAGAUCUCUAUAUAUGAUGCAGAUUACACUGAAUCUCAAGAGACGAUUCCAGUCCCUGCUGAACAGAGAGAGACAGAGGCCAGCCCUAUAAUUACAGAAGGGCCAGCAAGUAAAGUGACAUGCGGAUUUCAUUCCUGUUGUGGAAGAAACAUUCGACUUGUGAACAAUAAAAUGACUGCGUAUAGAUGCAGUGGAUUUAAUCAAGGUCUGGUGUUCAGUGCAAAACCUUUGGAAGAAGAUGAAAUAUUUGAGAUUGUCAUCGACAAAGUUACAGGUAAUGACUGGUCAGGAUCUUUAACAGUUGGUAUCACAACAAAAACCAUACCGCUAGUGACUGUUCCUGCCUCAGCACUAGACCUGCGAGAUGGGACUUGGCUGAUGACCGGCUCCUGUGUCAUGAAAGACAGUGCGAUUGUAAAAGAGAACUAUGGACACAGUUUGGACAGACUACAGGCUGAGACAAGAAUAGGAAUGCAAAGGCGAAGAGAUGGGACUUUUCAUGUGUUCGUAAAUGGGGAGGAUCAAGGAGUCGCAGCUGUGGAUGUUCCUCAGAUUGUUCAUGCAGUAGUUGAUGUCUAUGGCAUGGCGCAACUUAUCUCUAUAUCGAGUCCGACUACCGUCGAUCGAGCUUUGCCUGCCAGUGAACUGGUGGAUGGCGAACCACAAUCGUCCGUUUCUCCUGACAUCGAGACAUCAGAUCAAGUCGAAGAAGAUACAAGAGAGGCAAUAAAAAUAUUUAAAAAAUUUCUUUUCCAUAAAAACUGCGGUCAAUUCAUUUCACUGGAUAGUAACCGAACAACAGCGAGAAGAGUUGACAGUUACAAUCAUGGAGUAGUGUUGAGUGAAACACCUCUACCAGAUAACCACUUAUUUCAGGUAUGUAUCAGAAAGUUGAAUAGCCGCUGGACUGGCUCUGUUAUGAUCGGCGUCACGGCUCAGGACCCAGACUCCCUCACCAGCCUUCCAAGCACGGCUAACAGCAUCAAGAUCUGUCCUUGGAUUGUUGUCAAUAACGCAGUGUAUGUUAACGGGAACAAGGUAAACGACAAUCUACGGCGAAGUCUUGACAGUCUUCAGGAAGGAGAUACCCUUGGAGUUUUGAUCGAUAAGAAAAGCAGGUUGCACCUGCUUAUUAACGGAGAGGACCUGGGGCCGAUUGCCCAGGCCAUCCCCGCCAGACGAUUUGCAGUGCUGGACUUGUAUGGUUGCUGCGAGGAAGUGUCUAUCGUAACUGCUGAUCAUGGUGAACGCGGGCGUGUUUCUAUGGAGGAAACCAAGAUUGAGAGAAGCUCGGGUGAACAUAGUAAAGGCCCGUGUGAUUACAGACAGCUUUGUGAUCGAUUCCGUGCUAGUUUGGCAAUACCAGAUGAAUAUUUUAAUACAGACUGCAAAUCCAACGUCUGCUAUUGCCAGGCGUGCCACGAAGCCCGAGGUGAAAAACGUUAUGCUAUCAGCGGUGACCCACCUUGUCGGUAUGCGCUACCUUUGGGAUGGUGUCAGUUUGCGCUAAGAAUUCCUCCACGAGUCGAAGAAUAUCACGUGUUCGACAAAUGGCACGUGGCAUUUUACGGAACUCCUAUUGGUCGACUUAGAAGAAUGCUUGAUCUUGGUGAUAUUCCACUGCAAGUCUGUAGUGGUCAGCGGCGGAGGGGCUCAUCAAACAAAGAAAAUGAAGUCCCCCAGCUCUGUGUGUCACCCACAAUCCUUUGCGCGUACGAAGCCCAAGCUAAAAGACAGGAAUACAGAGAUAGUACAACAGGAAAAGUCUAUCAUGUCCGAGUGGCUUUACAAGUUCUCGUGAAGCCUGGUAAUUACAGAACAGGUCGGAGUCACCGUGAUGUUGACGCAAACGAGCUGCUCGAUGAAAAUCUUGGCACAGAAAAUCUGGAAUGGUAUUUAGAGAACCAAGGCUCUGUAGUCUUGACCGCUCUGCUUAUAAAUAUUGAGCCAACAUAGCAUUAAAAAUAGCUUAAAACAAUUUUUUGCGAGUUGUUGCUAAAUUAUGAACACUUAGGAUUCAAGGUGUAAAUUAUGUGGAGAUUAUUUAAAGAGACGAUGUAUUUCCCGCGGUCAGGGUUUGUAAGAGACUUUUGAAUCGCCAACAAUCAGAGCUUUUAACUAUUACUACUAUUCUUACUUUUAUUCUUAUCAUUAUUGAUAUUAUCAUUAUCAUUAUCAUUAUCGUUACUACUACUAUUAUUAUCUUCAGGUAUAUUUUGAUAGGAUCAUGUUAGCCUUUAUGAUAGAUCUCCCCCCCCCUGCUGAGCCCACACAUUUGAUCACAAAUUCCUCAGGGUAAACUCGUCUCCCUUUUCUUUAUUAGAAGUAGCCCUCGAGGGUGAUUGGUUCAGAAAGUCUUAAAGAAAAUUGAGUAACAGAGUUAAUGCAGGCUGCAAGGCUGGCUAAAAGUUGUUUUGUGUUCUUCGUUCAUUGAAGAUGUUGUAGUUUAAAAUGAAGGAGCCGCAAACCCAAAAUCCUCCCCCCACUCUCUCCUAGUUGAAUAUUUUGUAAGCCAGAACUUGUUUUAAAGUUCGUCUUUACUAUAUGAAACCCCGUAAUAGAAAAUACAUCUUGAUUACAUCAAGACGUUAAUUUGUCUGAUGAAUUAACAGUGGAGUGCAAAUAGAUAAUUUUUAUGAGUAUUCCUUUAGUUACAUGGCCAAAAUGUUGGCACCACCAAACUGUUGAUUGAAUUUUUGCUGGAGUCAGUAAAAAGUGAUUCUAAAUUAGGUUGUUCUCGUUGGUAUCAUAAUCGGCAUAAUGCUGCCAUCUGAAAAAGUAUUUUUUGAGAAACUAAAAUAUUUGAAGAUGUUAUUUUCUAAUUAAGCUAAAAGACAUUUUGUACAUGGGGCCGGAACCGGUCAGAAAGUCCCAUUACACGUCAAGUGGCGUAACAGUCUAUGAUUUUGAAUUUUUUACAACUGAAAGCCUCAAUCAGUAAGAGAUGGUCAUGAAUGGUAAACUAUUGACUAUCCUUCAGAGUUCAAGAUAUUUCAUCUAAAAAUGGAAAUUAAAGAUGAAAGGAUG
This is a messenger RNA of Pocillopora verrucosa, 5261 nucleotides long. RefSeq names its product neuralized-like protein 4. Gene Ontology annotation, molecular function: ubiquitin protein ligase activity. NCBI's taxonomy places the organism in Eukaryota, Metazoa, Cnidaria, Anthozoa, Scleractinia, Pocilloporidae. The record is from RefSeq and is a predicted model, not a curated record.